Molecule: messenger RNA, 2297 nt
Organism: Labeo rohita (rohu)
Lineage: Eukaryota; Metazoa; Chordata; Actinopteri; Cypriniformes; Cyprinidae
Gene: ppp1r3da
Product: protein phosphatase 1, regulatory subunit 3Da
Exons: 2
Coding region: 320-1225 (301 amino acids)
Biological process (GO): regulation of glycogen biosynthetic process
Cellular component (GO): protein phosphatase type 1 complex
Molecular function (GO): glycogen binding; protein phosphatase 1 binding
Source: RefSeq, a predicted model, not a curated record
UCCUGCCUGCUCUGCGCAGUUUGCUUGAAAUGCGUCGUAUGUGUGUUGUAUCACGUAGUAUGCUUCACCUUUGCACAGUUUGUGUUGUGCUCCUCAUUAUGAAAUGAAUGGAUCAUAAAAAUAGCAUCGGAGGAUCUUCAGAUGCGUUGUAAACAUAAACACGCCGGAUUUUGCUGGUGAGGCAAUAAAACGCGAACUUGAACUUCUUCCGUUUAUUUAUAUGUAGAAGCGCAGUCAUUGACUAAUAGACUUUUGCACUGACAGUUGUGCCAUUUUGACAGACGUCAAAUGUCUCACAAGGUUACACUUUCUAAUAAGCAUGGCCUGGUCUUUGGGAUGUUGCCAUAAAGACACACCCCUUGAGGAGAUGAACGCUGACCUAUUUUUUACCACGGUAUCAGAUGGCUCAAAAGAAAGUUCCACGCCGAUUUUGCACGACAUGUCCCGGGCAAAACCGGACAGCGGAAAGAAGCCAGUUAAAAUUCGACCACCAAGCCCGAAAACUGCUCCAAGGCAAAUAGCAGGCCGAAGCCUGUCAUGUGAACCUCCAACCAAAUCAAUCAUCCAGAGGCGGGCACAGUCUCUUCCGUCUCCAUCGGAGAGAAGAAGGCUUAGUCGCAAAGCCAGCGUCCGGUUUGUGGACUCUCUAGGGUUGGACCUAGAAAAUGUCAAGGUUUUCAAAAGCGGGGAGGACCCGUUUGUCCCAGAGCAUGUUCUCUUCCGACUGUUCAUGAACGCAGAGUUAGCCUCAAGUAAGAGGAUGGAGAUUUCCCUACCGUAUUUAAAACCGGUGUUCUCUGUCCAGCCAGGUGACUGUUCAGACUUCACCGAGCGCCUGUGUUGCCAGAAAGUAUGUCUAGAGCGGGUUUUGUGCUACGAGCCUGGUAUUAUAGGAAUCGUUCAAGUUGUAAACUUGGCAUUUGAGAAGGAAGUGAGCGUACGCUAUUCUUUUACAAACUGGAAGAGCUGCUCAGAAACCAAGGCUUACUGGGUUGCAAGCAAAUCCAUUUCAAACGGGCCCUGCUGUGACACUUUUCGAUUUCAUCUCCCCGUUCCUCCAUUUAUCCUUCACCCUGGAGCAGUGCUUGAGUUUGCCAUUUGUUAUAAAGUAAUGGGCACUCAGUUUUGGGAUAACAAUGGUGGGCAGAAUUACAAAUUAACCUGUCAGAGUUAUAACCUGCCUGUGCCGAAGGAAUGCGAAGACAGCAUGAUACACUUUAUCUAAGGACACUUUUUUUUUAAAGCACUGUUUCACUUUAUAUUUUGCUUGCAACAACCAGCAUUUUCACCUUAUGAUAUACAUAUCUGACCUUCUGAAAGUCUUGCCAUAGUGUAUUUCAUUUGUGAUUAUCGUGAAGCCAUAUGAAAUAUGAGAUUUUUAACUUUAAGAUGGGCUGAGAGCACUGAGAGCAUUACUGUAUGAUGAGUUGAUAAUGUAAUAUAGAUUUAAAAAGUGCCUUUACUGUAUUUUUUUUUACAUUUCAGGUUUGCAUUUGCGUGAGGAUGUUAUUGUCACUAUGUGGUACGUUUUCAUAAUAGUUGUGGAUAUUGUAAACAGAUGUUGAUGGAAUAUUGUAAAUAAGAAUAGUGAAUCCCACUUGUUUUGAAGAACUGAUAAAAAAACUAUUCAGCCAUUCUUCACUAAACACAUUGUGCUUCAUAUAUAAAACCUUCAAAAUAAAACUGUAUACUGUAUGUAGACACAAAUUGCUGUUUAAAAAGUGUUGCAGGGGUGACAUUUUUGUAGGCCUAAACUCAGAGAUGAAUUAGCAUUUUAGCACUAAAGUCAGUUGGUUUCUAGAAAGUCUACUUGCACUAAAUUUUUUAUUUUUUUUUUUAAAAUAAAGAAAGAGUUACUGGAAACUGUUUGGUUAAGAUAACCAGGCUGAUGCAAAUUACUGGCUUGAACUAAAAAAUAUGUAAUCACUAACAGCACUCAGUUUUUCAUUUUUAUUGUAAGUUCAGUUUGUUUGUGCCAUGAUUCAGGUUAUAACAUACAUUUAUUUUUUGCAAUAAACUAUGCUAAAAGUCAUUUACAUGUCUUGCACGUUUUAAUAAAGUUAUGUUUAUUAAAACCAAUGCUGUUUCAUUAGUGUAUACUGAGCUGGAAUGCAUAAAUCAUUAAAAUAUUUGCAGUACGUUUUAUUUGCGAUUUCUGCCAUUCUGCUAUUAAAGAUUUUUUUAAAAAAAUAUAAUAUUUAGUAUGUAGUGCACUCGGUGAGUUUUGAACUGAAAAUCAGUGUAGUCGAUUUUCUGAAAAGAUUUGACUCAAAAAAAAAAAAAAAAAAAAAAAACAA